CAGAGAUGAGAUCUGGGAGAAAGCACCAUCCAACAAACAAGUGACCUUCUUAGUAUAUCGAGAAGGAGAUCAGUUGAAUUUCUUCCGUGUGGUAGAUCGGGGAGAUGGCACUUUAACACCAUUAUCUGAAUCUUUGAGGAGAAAUAGAAUAUCACAUCCACACGGGUGACCCCUCCAUUUCCAUUUAUGGUGAGAACACCCCUCAGGAUGGAUAGAAAUUUGGACUUUCCUUCCAUGCCAGUGUCUGGUUAAUUGGAAAACUGAUCAGCUUGUUGUCUGAGUCCCACAGUUAACAGCUUUGGCCAUACCUUCAGGAGACAUUUGUGGAACUGGAUAUCCCCCCUGUGGGGAAAAUAUAUAUGGUGGUUCAGUUUAUAAUUUAUACGCUGAUGAUGAAGAUGAGACAGAGGCAUCACCUUCUGGACAACAGAUUAUUGAGAAUUCAAUUACUAUGAAUAAAAUGAAACUACUCAAGGCAAAGAUGGAGAACAUGAAUCUGAGUAAAAAGCCUAAGAAAACUGUCAAGGUGAAACCUCGUCCUCCAAUGGCUCCUCGACCGUCUGGUGGGUCAGUGGCUGCUACUCGUCACCGCUUUUUGAGAGUGCUCCCCCAUAUUGGCCAGUCCUGCCUACCUCCUCCUGGGAAUUCCUAUCCUGCAGAGUCUUCCCAAAACGCACUUUCGGCGUUGGCUACUUUGGCCACUGCUGGUAGAACGAUGCCGUCCCCAGCUAACGACUUUCUUAAGGAAGAUGACACUUGGCAGAGCAGCUCUUGGUCUCAGUCGGUCAGUAGCAUCAGAUUGCCACCCAAAAUAUCUCGCGUUGAACUAGAGAGUGCAAAACUACCUACAAACAGCAUUCUGACUCCUGCAAAUUCAGAAAAAGCAUCAGAAAACGUGACCUCAGUGAGCGAGGACGCUGUUUUGUUUCCCAAUCUAACCAACGUAGAGCUCUAUGGGACUGAAGAAAAACUUUUACCCGAAACGGAUGCUUUUGCUUUGUUAACGGAAGCGAGCGCCGCCCAACAGCGCGGUGAGAUCUACGAGGUGGGAAAGGGGAACCCAGAACUCGAGCUGUCGGAGGGAGAUGAAGACCCGAAGGUCGUGGAGCAGCACAGAAAACCCCUCAGCAAAGUCCUGAGCACUACGGCCAUGGGGGCUGGGCUGCUCAGCACCCGGGAGCUCAGUCCCCAGAAAAACCUGCUUUUGUCACCUCUCCGGUAUUCGGCGCAGGUGGCACGGCACGGUUCUCUCAAACCACAAACCCAACCCAAAUGCUUCGAGGCUGGGAACUUGAGAUCUCCAGCCUCCCCCAACCUGCUGCGGUCGCUGGAAGUGCGGAGUAUAGCAGACUCCUCUUUCUCUAGGACUACUAGAUUUCGUAGCAUGAAAGUAGAGUCCCUUGGCAAAAGACCUGAUGUCGUUUCUAAAGCAGAGGCCAGGGACGUCACGGAGGUGGCUACCAAGGCAUCCAAAGAACCUGGGAGUUCUGUGAGUAACUUGGGAUUUUUGGCUUCGCUGGCCCGAAGCGCAACCAGGGAAAGUUUACAGAGUUCCUGUGGGACAGGCAGGUUUCGGACUUCUGGUAUUGCACUACCUACAAACCUUCCACAUUUUCAGGAAGAAAGCUUUAGGAAAACUGCUCCUCCAAAUGAAGCUGCUGAAUAUAUUCUAUCUACGCAUGGGCAUGGAAUGAAUGGAAGUAUUGCAGCUGUAGGGAAAAGAGUAGCAGGUGAAGCAACCCAUCUUCCACCUGUGAAUGGCUCAAUUCAAGCAAAAAAGAAAAUUACAAAGCAUUGCUUUCUUUGUGGCAAGAAAACUGGAUUGGCAACCAGCUAUGAGUGCAGAUGUGGAAACAACUUCUGUGCGACGCACCGCUAUGCGGAGACUCACGCCUGCACCUACGACUAUAAGAGUGCAGGGAGAAGGUAUUUGCAGGAGACCAAUCCCGUCGUUAGUGCACCAAAGCUUCCCAAAAUCUAACCUGGUUGUGCUGCAUGUGUGGCCCUUCUGCCCGUGAAGAGUUGUGUUCCACUGAGAGAAGCACUUGCUUAAAACUGCGUCAUUUAUUUUUUUUUUGCCAUGCUCCGUAUUUAAAAGAUUUGCCAAGUAAUAAAAGCACACGAGGAUGCAUCCCACGGGAGAAUAAUGUGAACACUACUGCAGUUAAAACUUUUCUUCUCUAGCGAAUGAAAAGUUAAAAAAAAAUAAUUAGUUUUUAAAAACUUACACUAUGAUUUAACUGUUCCUGCACGUCUUGUGUUGUGUUUUAUAUAUGGGAAAAGCUCUUUCACUAGACAAGUCUUCAAAAGAUGCACUUUACUAACUUUAUUUACUGUAUAACCAGACUGGAAGGGGUGUUGUAAUGAGGGUGUCAUGUAAUGUCUCCUGUACUCCUGCGUUUUUCGUCCAUUGCGUGGUAUCAGAAUCCUAAGUUAUUUCACUGGAAAGGUCCUUCUCCUCCCCUUUCUUCAAAAAGCCCACUUUGAGAUUUUUUUUAAGGGGGGGAGGUCGUGUGUUCCCCCUGCUCUGUUCCAUUCCGAUUGGUGUUCAUACACUGUGUAAUCCAUUCUGGAAAUGACAUAUCAUAUUAAUCACAUUUUCUUAAAGUAAUACUGUUUAUAUGACAAGUUUGUUUUUAAAUAGAAAAUUCCCCCUUUGCCAUUAAAUAUAAGGAACAACUUAUUUUAACUUUUUUUGUAAUCCUAGGUUUUUUUAAGCCUUCACAACCUGGUUUGUUAAGAUGUUGAAUGCUGUUACUGGAAGAAAUUCUAAUAAAUAUUAAAUUUUA
This is a messenger RNA of Calidris pugnax (ruff), 2789 nucleotides long. It is a transcript of the gene ZFAND4, whose product is annotated as zinc finger, AN1-type domain 4. The record is from RefSeq and is a predicted model, not a curated record. Gene Ontology annotation, molecular function: zinc ion binding. NCBI's taxonomy places the organism in Eukaryota, Metazoa, Chordata, Aves, Charadriiformes, Scolopacidae. The coding region runs from base 452 to 1981 and encodes 509 amino acids. The transcript is spliced from 7 exons.